This is a messenger RNA of Pollicipes pollicipes, 3197 nucleotides long. RefSeq names its product G-protein coupled receptor Mth2. NCBI's taxonomy places the organism in Eukaryota, Metazoa, Arthropoda, Thecostraca, Pollicipedomorpha, Pollicipedidae. The transcript has 4 exons. Gene Ontology annotation, molecular function: G protein-coupled receptor activity. Gene Ontology annotation, biological process: cell surface receptor signaling pathway; G protein-coupled receptor signaling pathway. Gene Ontology annotation, cellular component: membrane. The record is from RefSeq and is a predicted model, not a curated record. Bases 90 to 1859 code for a protein of 589 amino acids.
GGCCGGCGCCGCUCGCCCGCGAUCCGUUCGCCGGCCUGCCGGUCAGCAAUCCGCGGAGUCGUCUCACCUACCGCAACUACUACUGCGCCAUGUGCCACGGCGACGCGGCCGGGGCCGUGUUCUGGCAGCCCAGGGUCGAGUGUCCGACGCUGACCGCGCGUGUGCGCAGUGAGCUGAACGUGACCGAGCACUUCGCCAUGGAGAACCUCCAGCGGAACGCGCAGGGCGAGUGGGGCGUGCCGCUGGGCGAGGGCGCGCGCGAGACGUUCCACGUGUGCGAGAUCGACCCGUUCUUCGGCGAGACGGUGGAGUUCUUCGUGCGCCGGUGCCGCGUCAGCGUGGACACGUGCGCGGCCAACUGGACCGGCGACCAGGAGGUGGCCGCGCUCUGCGCCGCCUACAACGCCUACGUGUACGACUUCGACAACAGCGUGUACCGGAACCCGCACUGCGCGCUCUGCAAUCACGUGCCGGCCGAGCAGCAGUUCUGUGUGAGACGGCCAAUGUUCCGCGCCUCCUUCGGCAACACGUUCAACACGCGAUCCUUCUCGAUCCUGCUGGACAUCGGCGACCGCUCAGGCAGCGAGGACGUUGGCGCCGUCAGCGUCUGCUCCAGCAAUCAGCUCUGGGAUCCCUUCUUCAGGAAGUGCCGCGGCGUGGUGUGCGACGCCGCCGGCUACCAGCUGCAGGACGGCGCGUGCGUCCGGGAUGAGGCGAGCACCGGCGCCGGCGCCGCCACCAAUGGCUCGGACUUCACCCGGCAGAUCACCAACGACACGACGGCCACGUCGUUCCUGCUCUGCCCCAAGUACUACCUGAAUGCGUCAGAGUACGAGGUCGCCGAGAACGACACCAUCUACGUGCCGCUGUACGACCGGACGUACCGGGCCGGCGAGUACGAGCUGCGCGAGGGCGAGCUGGUGGUCUGCGCGGUCAGCAGCGAUCUCAGCAAGUUUGACCUUGUGCUCUCGUACAUCUCGCUGGUGUGCUUGGCCGCCUCGGUGCUGUGCCUGGCGCUGCACCUGGUCGCCUUCUGCCUGGUGGCGGAGAUCAGGAAUCUGUCCGGCCGCAACCUGGCCUCGCUUAGCGUCUGCCUGCUGGUCGGCUACCUCUGCUUCCUGGCGCUGGCGACGCAGGAGCCGGGCAGCGCCGGCUGCACCGCGCUCGCCGUCGUCAUGUUCGCCGCCUUCGUCGCGUCCUUCUUCUGGAUGAACGUCAUGGCCUUCGACGUCUUCACAACGCUCAGGAAGGCGACUACAGAGCUGCGGGUCCGCAGUGGCCAGCACAUGCGCCGAUACGUCCUCUACAGCCUCUACGUCUGGGCCAUGACCACGGCCGUGGUGGUGGCGGCCGUGCUCGCCGAGAACUCGGCGGCGAUCCCCGACGCCUACCGGCCGGGCUUUGGAGACAGAGUUUGCUGGUUCAGCCGACGGAAGGCGCUGAUGGCCUUCUUCGCAGCGCCCCUGGCGGCCGUCAUGGGAGUCAACGUGGUGAUGUUCGUCGCCAGCGCACAUAUGAUCCGAUCGACGACCAAGUCCACGGCACAUAUGACGUGUGGCCCCUCCCAGGUGAACCUGCGCCUGUACUCGCGACUGGCCGUCAUCAUGGGCCUUUCGUGGGUGGUGGGCCUGGCCGCCGGUUGGCUCGACUUCCCGCCGCUAUGGUACGUCUUCGUCGUGCUCAACACCCUGCAGGGCGUCUUCAUCUUCUGCUCGUUCACGAUGGCGGACAAGGUGCGGGACCGGGUGCGGCGGCGCGCCAGCAGCUGGGUGUCGGCCCCCAGCUCGCGGGGUCUCGCCUCCGACUCCCACGUGAACACCGACUCCAGUGGCCUCUCCGUCACCAAGACCAGGCUGUAGGGCCGGCCGGCAGGACACGGCUCCACGCACGCCGAUGGCUGAGGAUGAACUCCUCAUGAUGGACUUCAGCGGACUCAUGAUGAACUCCAAUGGACUCAUAAUUAACCCCAGCUGACUCAUGAUGGGGUCCAGUGAGUUCGUGAUGGAGUCCAGUGGACUCACGAUGGACUCCAACUGCCUGAGAGUCACAACAACCCAGGGAGUAACCCUUUUGCCUGGGCGCGCGUUGCCAACAUGGUCAAGUGCGUACAGCGGGUCUCUGGAUUGGCCGUCCCUGUCAGCCCGACAACUGAGAGGAAAAGCGCUCAACCGGCAGCACCGAACACAUGCGCCGCGAAACACACGGCGUUUGACAACAGCCGGCUGCCGGGAUGCAUCGGCGAUGGGCUGUGUCCGUACGCGGUCAGGGACGGUGACACGGGUGCCACGGGCCUUUUGACAGGGAGAGGUGGUUGAGGCCCUUCCAGCAUCACAGGCUCCGUGCUGCCGACCGAGAGGAACGCUUGUUACCUCCCCGGGUCUCCACUGGCGCUCCCUCCCCCUCAUUGCCGUCGAGUGUACAGGUCACGGAAUACCCGGGGGAUAUUUUGAUGACAGCUGUGAAGCUCUGCAUUAGUCAUCUGUAGAGCGUGACGUGAUGUGACGUGACGUUACGGGGUCGGACGUGACGUGUCGUGACGGGUAGGUGCUAGAAAAAGCUUCCGUGUUUUAAUGACUGCGCUGUAUACUCUUAAGCGAGUCCUUGCGGAGGUCUGUGGCAAAGUUCACCCGUUCUGCUGUGAGUUGUAUCUGAAACACUGGGAAGCUGAACUCAGGGGACGCUGUUUUUGCUUGUGUGCGUGAAACAAAUAUGCGGUGAGAAUGAUAGCUACCCCGCAGUACCUUCAUCUGUUGCUCUGGCUGCAAACUUUACCGAAUACGGAAUCAAAAACGUUUGCGUGGAACCAAAUCCCAUCAUUUUAUUGCAUGUAUAAGGUCGAUGUUGCCGCCAGUUUUCUGAUCUACAACAUGAUGUCUUUUGUGUGAAUAUUGUGCGUUAUCACUGCUGCAUAGCGUUCUAAGCCCCAGUAACUGCACAAAUGGAAGUAGUUAGAGCUUGCAAGUGUCGAGCAAUCGUGGAGACAAUAGAACAGACUAGGUGUAAUCGUAAAGCUUUCUUCAGACGAGUUGUCUGGGUUAUUGUGCGUCUUGUGCGUCGGACAUAUGCAGCUGCAUUAUAGUCGCGAGCUGUAUUGUAAUAUACCGUCGUAUGCUCUGAUGUAGCUGUAGUAUGUGGUAGGAUGUAGUAGCCGGUAUUGCAUGAGCAGGGUCUUCUGCCUCCCUGAACAUGGGAUGGGA